UUGAACAAAACAGGCUCUUAAUCCCACAAUAAUCGGCUCUGUUCCCCCCCACACCCAAUAGCAGCUCUUUAAAACACGAAACUGGUGCAGAAUAUUUUCAACUAAAAUGGAACACGUGCGAGAAACAGCAGCAGACAUUAUCGUGUAAACACGCGCCGUACGAUGCACGUUUGGAAUGUUUUUACCAAAUUGGUCUUCAACAUGUAAAUAAAAGCUUCGGUGAAAGCAAUAUUUUGAUGCGCCCACCAAUAGCAUCAGUCACCACAAUUCACAUACCAACAAAAUCUAACGUUCCUCUGCCCCCAUAACGAAUAAAUAUCUACUUUCAUCCACGCGCCGCCGCGCUCUUCCCGUCGUUCAUGGGUGCUGUAGAACCUGUAGUUGACGAGGAAAAUGGAGAAAAGGAGACGAAGAUACGAGAUGAAGAAGAGAGAGAUGUGGAGAAAGGUGAUAUGGAUAGUCAACAAAGGGGAUUUCAAGGUCAGCCUCCCCCGCCGCCGCCGCCGGCAGAAAUAGGCGGUGAGAAUUUUCACAUGUCGAGAAUGCAAAGAUUGAGUGCUACGAAUCCUUUGAGGCUUGUGAUGAAUGCCGGAACUAGAGUUGCUUCUCCUUCUCCUUAUAACGCUCCGGCACCUUCUCAACAUCGUCAGCACCGUUCUUUUCCUAAUCCAUUUCACCACCGCCAUCCUCCGGCUCCGGUGCCGGCGCCGGCGCCGUCUCAGUACCGCCAUUCUCCGGUGCCGGAGCCGGUUCCGGUUCCAGCUCCGUCUCAGCACCACCCUUCUCCGGCUCCUUCUCAGACUCGUUCAACCCCUGCUGUUACCCCUCAAGUAUGUUUCUGAGCUUAACAUAGAAGGGCGUGUUAGGUACAAUGGAAAACAUUUUUCUAAAAUGAAAAUACCUUCAGUAAUAACACUGAAUUCAAGAUCCUACACAAACAAGUUUUCACUUUUUCUGUUCCUUGUACACAUGAUUGGUGCAAUUGGUCUAGUUUGUUUUCUUGUAUUCAAAGGGAUACAAGGUCUACUAGAAGCAGGGGAAGCACAAAGAAAAGAAAAGAGGCUAUUAAAGUUUUUUCUACCACAAGUAGAAGCAGCUUCUUUACUUAGCAUAACACUAGCAUUUACAUGGCAAAAGGCAAUGAGAAUGUGGCCAACAUUCAUGGUUCAUUUCGUACUUUGGGGUUCGUUUAUCUUCACAUUAGCAGCUGGAAUCCUAUUAAUUUGCUUCCAAAGACCAUCAACUGAUGGUGUUGGAGUUGUGUUAGUCAUGUUUGCAAUUGGAAAUGGACUGUAUUCUUGUUGGGUGACACCAAGAAUUAAGUUUUGUACAAAGAUUCUAAUCAAAUCACUUGAACCUGUACCUAAAUUUGGCGAUUUGAAUCAUCCAACUUAUCUAACAUUAGCUGCUGGAUUCUUAUGGAUGUCAAUGUGGAUUUUGGCUGUGAUUGGGGCUAUAAAUUUCUAUUUCCCACCAUUGGUUAUCAUCGGGUUGGUUUUGAGUAUGGCUUGGGUUACUGAGGUGAUGAGGAAUGUGGUGAAUUUGACAGUGAGCAGAGUGAUUGGGCUGUAUUAUCUUAGAGGGAUGCAAUCUAGUACACAAUUUUGUUUCCAGAGGGCAUUGUCUGUGAAUCUUGGAAGUGCUUGUCUUGGUUCUUUGUUUGUUCCUACAAUUGAAGUUCUGAGGGUUGUGGCUCGUGCGUUGAAUUUGCUUGAAGGUGAAGAUGAGUUCAUGUUUUGUUGUGCUCAUUGUGGAUUGAAAAUCAUGGAUUCUAUCUUCAAGCGUGGCAAUGGCUGGGCAUAUGUGCAGAUUGCUACGUAUGGUAAGAGCUUUGUGAAGGCAUCUCAAGACACAUGGGAGCUAUUUGAAAAAAGAGAAAUGGAGACAAUUGUAGAUUCAGACAUGACAAGUGCCAUUUGCUUCUUGACUGGAGUUUGUAGCGGUUCUAUUUGUGUUAUUGUGAUUGGUGCUUGGACUUUCACUGUUUAUCCCAAUUUCACAGCCACAUUGUCCCUUUUAUCUGCCUACGUUGGUUACCUUAUGACGAGGAUUGCGAUGGCUUUGCCUCAUGCUUGUGUGAGUAGUUACUACGUUUGUUAUGCUGAGAAUCCAGAUAACAGACUUUUUGACAAGACUAUUCAAGAGCGACUCAAUUUAAUGAAGACAGAUCGUGAUGUUAUUGUGCCAACUCCUAGAUCUGUACCUUCUCGAUUCGCACGGUAACACCAUUUUUUUUUUAACCUACUUACCAUCUGAGCAAUUCCAUUCCAGUAGAAUGUAUAUAAGAUUAAUUUUUUGUCAAACAUAACCAUAUGUUAGAUGAUCAAUUUAUUGUAAGGACCAAAAGGUUCAACUGUGAAAUAACUUUCAAGUUGGAGUGCCCACUCAGAUUUCCCCAACAAGAAGAGGCCACAAUGAGGUGUAUUUAUGGUCCUGUCCUUUUGUAUUUAUAUAAUAAUUGAUAUACUUUGGCAUAUUGUACUGUCGUGAUAAGGACCCACCACUAGUUUAUUGUCAACAUCUUAGUUUGGUAAACCUAAUGUUAUUUAAUUAAAUUACAUUUCAUUCUUUACGUAAUCAUGUAAAGUUUGAA
Molecule: messenger RNA, 2593 nt
Organism: Solanum tuberosum (potato)
Lineage: Eukaryota; Viridiplantae; Streptophyta; Magnoliopsida; Solanales; Solanaceae
Product: CTL-like protein DDB_G0274487
Exons: 5
Coding region: 586-2223 (545 amino acids)
Biological process (GO): transmembrane transport
Cellular component (GO): membrane
Molecular function (GO): transmembrane transporter activity
Source: RefSeq, a predicted model, not a curated record